Molecule: messenger RNA, 2080 nt
Organism: Gorilla gorilla gorilla (western lowland gorilla)
Lineage: Eukaryota; Metazoa; Chordata; Mammalia; Primates; Hominidae
Gene: EFNA3
Product: ephrin A3
Exons: 4
Coding region: 403-1086 (227 amino acids)
Biological process (GO): ephrin receptor signaling pathway; axon guidance
Cellular component (GO): plasma membrane
Molecular function (GO): ephrin receptor binding
Source: RefSeq, a predicted model, not a curated record
GGGUCCUCAUUCUGCUCAGUCCUUGCUGCCCUUGUCUUCUCCUCCCCGCCAAGCCGCCGUGUGUAUCACCCUGGCCACCUCAGUGUGUGUCUGUGUGUUAGUAGGGGGAGAUCCCUGGGGACGCGGGGGUCACUGUCACACCUGCCCGGGCGGUGGCGGCAGCACUGCCUCUGGCUGCCCACCCCAGGGACCGACCGACCAGGGAGCAAAUGGCCAGACCCCAGGGGAGGGGACCGGGAGGGCCGGGCGGCCGCGACCCCCAACCUCUCGGAGGAGGGGCUGCCGCUCGCCGCUCCGCUCUUUGUUGUUUGGGGCUCCGCGCCUCCCCCUCUCUCCCUCCUCGCGCCCGGAGUGUCAGACUGGGGGUGGGGAUGAGCCAACGACGCCCCCCUCUCGCUUCCCAUGGAAACCUCGGGGGUGGGGACGUGGCCCCUCCCCCCCGGAGCGGGACUCCAAGAACUCCGGCGGGCGCUGGGGGCUGACUUUCCAGCUCUAUCUAGCUCAGCCCCCUCCCCCAGACUCACACGUCCGCCCCCCACCCCGCUAGAGUCUGGCGGGGAACGGAGAGCUCGCAGCCUGCGGCGAGAGGGCUACACCGUGCAGGUGAACGUGAACGACUAUCUGGAUAUUUACUGCCCGCACUACAACAGCUCGGGGGUGGGCCCCGGGGCGGGGCCGGGGCCCGGAGGCGGGGCAGAGCAGUACGUGCUGUACAUGGUGAGCCGCAACGGCUACCGCACCUGCAACGCCAGCCAGGGCUUCAAGCGCUGGGAGUGCAACCGGCCGCACGCCCCGCACAGCCCCAUCAAGUUCUCGGAGAAGUUCCAGCGCUACAGCGCCUUCUCGCUGGGCUACGAGUUCCACGCCGGCCACGAGUACUACUACAUCUCCACGCCCACUCACAACCUGCACUGGAAGUGUCUGAGGAUGAAGGUGUUCGUCUGCUGCGCCUCCAAAGACUUUGAGGGAGAGAACCCUCAGGUGCCCAAGCUUGAGAAGAGCAUCAGCGGGACCAGCCCCAAACGGGAACACCUGCCCCUGGCCGUGGGCAUCGCCUUCUUCCUCAUGACGUUCUUGGCCUCCUAGCUCUGCCCCCUCCCCUGGGGGGCAGAGAUGGGGCGGGGCUUGGAAGGAGCAGGGAGCCUUUGGCCUCUCCAAGGGAAGCCUAGUGGGCCUAGACCCCUCCUCCCAUGGCUAGAAGUGGGGCCUGCACCAUACAUCUGUGUCCGCCCCCUCUACCCCUUCCCCCCAGGUAGGGCACUGUAGUGGACCAAGCACGGGGACAGCCAUGGGUCCCGGGCGGCCUUGUGGCUCUGGUAAUGUUUGGUACCAAACUUGGGGGCCAAAAAGGGCAGUGCUCAGGACUCCCUGGCCCCUGGUACCUUUCCCUGACUCCUGGUGCCCUCUCCCUUUGUCCCCCCAGAGAGACAUAUGCCCCCAGAGAAAGCAAAUCGAAGCGUGGGAGGCACCCCCAUUGCUCUCCUCCAGGGACAGAACAUGGGGAGGGGACUAGAUGGGCAAGGGGCAGCACUGCCUGCUGCUUCCUUCCCCUGUUUACAGCAAUAAGCACGUCCUCCUCCCCCACUCCCACUCCCAGGAUUGUGGUUUGGAUUGAAACCAAGUUUACAAGUAGACACCCCUGGGGGGGCGGGCAGUGGACAAGGAUGGCAAGGGGUGGGCAUUGGGGUGCCAGGCAGGCAUGUACAGACUCUAUAUCUCUAUAUAUAAUGUACAGACAGACAGAGUCCCUUCCCUCUUUAACCCCCUGACCUUUCUUGACUUCCCCUUCAGCUUCAGACCCCUUCCCCACCAGGUUAGGCCCCCCACACCUGGGGGACCCCCUGGCCCCUCUUUUGUCUUCUGUGAAGACAGGACCUAUGCAACGCACAGACACUUUUGGAGACCGUAAAACAACAACGCCCCCUCCCUUCCAGCCCUGAGCCGGGAACCAUCUCCCAGGACCUUGCCCUGCUCACCCUAUGUGGUCCCACCCAUCCUCCUGGGCCUUUUUCAAGUGCUUUGGCUGUGACUUUCAUACUCUGCUCUUAGUCUAAAAAAAAUAAACUGGAGAUAAAAAUAA